Exserohilum turcica Et28A is the source of this 2316-nucleotide messenger RNA. RefSeq lists its product as uncharacterized. Gene Ontology annotation, molecular function: asparagine synthase (glutamine-hydrolyzing) activity. The coding region runs from base 1 to 2316 and encodes 771 amino acids. The record is from RefSeq and is a predicted model, not a curated record. Gene Ontology annotation, cellular component: cytosol. Lineage: Eukaryota; Fungi; Ascomycota; Dothideomycetes; Pleosporales; Pleosporaceae. The transcript is spliced from 2 exons.
AUGUGCGGCAUCACGGCUAGCAUUGGCCUUGCGACGCAGACUCCCCCGGAUACACAACACACAUUGUCGUUGUCGUCGUCUUGCACAAACGGACAUGCAGGCAACGCGUCCCAUCAUGGCAAUGGGGACGCACGUGGUGAGCAUGGCGUCAAUGGGCAUGCCAAAACCAACGGCGUCAACGGCCAUGCCAAAGCCAACGGUAUCAACGGCCACGUGCAAACCACCGAUUUCGCAAAAGGAUACGCCGCGGGCUACGCCGCGGGAUACGAGACUGCGCGCGCAGCAAGAGACCCCGAUAACACGGUGCUCGCAGCUAAACUCCAGGCUUCCAUCGAUGCAAUCAACCACCGCGGGCCAGACGAGUCGGGCAUGUGGAUAAGCGACGACGGACGCGUAGCACUGGGCCACUGCCGGCUUUCCAUCAAUGAUCUCUCGCCGUCGGGACGCCAGCCGCUGCAUAGUGACUGCAGCGAGCUGCAUGCCAUUGUCAACGGCGAGAUUUACGAUCACGAUCGCCUGCGGGCGGAAUGCACGGCGCAGCAUGGGUACCAGUUUAGCAGCGAGAGCGACAGCGAGUUGGUGCUUGCGCUGUACAAGAUCCACGGUGCGCCCGGGCUGUUUGAGCAUCUGCGCGGUGAAUUCGCUUUUGUGCUGUUUGACGGGCGCGAGGGGCGUCGCCGCGUGAUUGCUGGCCGUGAUCGCUUCGGCAUCAAGCCCAUGGUGUGGACUGUCGUCAAGGACCGCUUGCUGCUGGCGGCCGAGGCAAAGGCUUUCGUCCCGCUGGGCUGGGAGCCCGAAUGGGAUGUUCAGGCUAUUGUCGACAGCGGCUGGAUGAUGGACGACCGCACGCUGUUCAAGGGCGUGCACAAGCUGCUGCCGGGCCACUGGAUGGAGAUUACGGAUGAGCGAGGCAUCGAGACGCACAAGUACUGGGAUGCAGAGUACGAGGACAAGACCAAAGUCGAGACGAGGACAAUCGAUGAGAUGGUCCUGGGCGUACGUGAGCGCCUCGUCGAAUCCAUUCGCCUGAGGCUGAGGGCCGAUGUGCCCGUCGGUGUCUAUCUGUCCGGCGGCAUUGACUCGUCUGCCGUGGCGGGCAUCGUGACGCAGCUGGCGCGCGAGGAGCACAUCAAGAUUGGAAGCUCCAAGGCGACGCGAGUUGCAUGCUUCAGUGUGCGCUUCCCCGAGGAGUCCGGCUACGAUGAAUCCAGCAUCGCCGAGCGCACGGCAAAGUGGCUGGGCGUCGAGGUGCUCAAGAAAGACGUCACUGAAGAGACGCUCGCUCUCGACUUUGCCGAUACCGCGUACCACUGCGAGCACCACCAUUUCGAUCUCAACUGCGUGGCCAAGUUCGCCCUCUCCCAGCUCCCCCGCGAGAACGGCGUCAAGGUAGUUCUCACGGGCGAGGGCGCCGACGAGCACUUCGCUGGGUACCCCUAUUUCCCAGCAGAGUUUCUGCGAGAAGCCGACCUGGCUCUCCCCGACUCGCCUCUUGCCCUCGACCACGAGCUGCGCGAGAGCAUGCAGCGCGCCGCCGACAACGAGAUGCGCUCCAUCUGGCGCCACAUUGGCGCAAACACGUACGCCGCCGAGGGCAGCAGCUUUGCCGACUCGCUGCUGGCAUGGCACCCGACGCUGCAGCUGUUUGCGCCGUGGGUGCGCGAGCAGAACGCCGACCUCGACUGCCGCACCGUCCUGCACGCCUCGCACGCGCCCGACGUCCAGGAGAAGAUGCGCAACCGCUGGCACCCUCUGCACACGGCCCAGUACAUGUGGAAUAAGAAUUCGCUGGCAAACGUGCUGCUGUCGUGUCUGGGCGAUCGCACCGAGAUGGCACACAGCAUCGAGGCGCGAACCCCCUUCCUCGACCACCACCUGGCCGAGUAUGUCAACUCGCUGCCCCCUAGCGUGAAGCUCGCAUACACUCCCCCGUCCAGCGAGGAGGUCAACGGCGCCGACCACGGGCCCGUGUGGAAGGCUUCGGGCAAGGCGCUGCAGUCACUGACGGCCAAGUGGAUUCUGCGAGAGGCCGUCAGGCCCUACAUUACUGAUGAGCUGUACCGCCGCAAGAAGCAUCCCUUCCUUGCCCCGACCAAGUGGCCUCGUGGCGGGCCGCUCCAUCGUAUGUUUGAAAAGCUCCUGACUCGCGAGGCGGUUGAACAGCUGGGCUUUGUCGACUAUGCGGUUGUUGCCAAUGCGCUGCGUGACGGCUUUGGUGACGAUGCCAAUUCCAACACUUUCAGGACUCUAGCCUAUGUUGGUGCAUGGGUCACUCUAUCCAAGAGAUUUGGCGUCAAGAAGGCUGUGCUGCAUUGA